AUGACCAUUAUGGACCCGCACAAGGCAUGGGAGAUCCCCGUGGGAAAGAGGGUCGUGAUGGAUUAUAAUCCAGGCUGGCAACCCGUAGGAUUUAGCGCCAAUAAAUUUAGACGGCAAACCGGGAAGCUAAUAAGGAGCGGAAACUAUGUGCAUUUACGAGACGAUUGGGCGCAUGUGGACUUUUACAUCCCACCAAAUUAUGAUUUACAAAAAGUAAAACGAGAUGCGUUUCGGGAUAUAGGUUUAAAGCUCAAGAAUUGGAGACACAGCACAAAAGUUAAAUUAGGCAUUCAACGGGGCGAUACUCCUGAGAUGGUACGAGCAAGAGUAGGGGCAAGAAGACUCUCCAACUAUCGCCCUGAGGACGUGGAUGCGUUGUUGAAUAAAUGGUGUGACGAAGAGUAUCAGGAGUAUGCUGACCAUAUGAAGCAAUUACGAGCAUUGCAAAAUACUCCUCAUUGCACGGGGACCAAAAACUAUGCGAGGUUGUCACACGAAGAAACUGUCAAGGAUGGCACUCCUCCUACGCGAGCACAAGCGUACAUAAAAACUCACACGAAGAAGGAUGGAAGCUAUCCAAAUGAUAUAGUAAAAGAGAGAUGUGAAAGGAUGGUGAUGCUAAUGCCAACCGACUCUGCCGAAUCGUCAAGCGUAACACAAGGAAUGGUACGUUGGAGACAUGACGAUGCGUAUGCCCAGGAGCUUGGCAACAAGCCGGAGUACGCCGGCAGAGUUAGGCAGGUUGGACCAAAUAUUUGGCCUGUGCGAGGGUCCAUACGCUCUUACCAUACACCAUCACAGCCGCAUUCACAAAAUCAAGGGCACGCCGUCUUUUUGCAAGAAAUGUUUGUUUCUGAGAUGGAGAGUGCACUCGAGGUUGAGAGGGCACGACACAGUUCUGAGAUGGAGAAAGCACUCGAGGCUGAGCGGGCAAGACAAGCUUCUGAGAUCGAGAGAGUACUUGAGGGUGAGCGGGCACGAUACAAGUUACAAAUGGAUGAGGUGUUGGCAGCACAAUCUCAGAUUAUGUCCCGUUUUAGCCAAAUGGAGUCAUUGUGGCGCCAAUCAGUAUCCGUGCCUGGAGUCUCUCAUGAUAAUAUAGUUCCAGACAAAAAUUCUGCACAUCAUAUGAAUGUGUCAUCUGUUGAUAGCUGA
Alnus glutinosa is the source of this 1155-nucleotide messenger RNA. RefSeq lists its product as uncharacterized. Lineage: Eukaryota; Viridiplantae; Streptophyta; Magnoliopsida; Fagales; Betulaceae. The record is from RefSeq and is a predicted model, not a curated record. Bases 1 to 1155 code for a protein of 384 amino acids. The transcript is spliced from 5 exons.